AUGACCAACAUUUCCAAGACCAAACCCAUUUCCGUCCUUCCACGGCCAACAUGGUUGGACAAGGCCGGCAUGAGCAAAGGCAUCGAUCACGACCGCCAACACCUGGGCAUCGUUCUUGCUUCCGGUCAAGUCAUCAAGGCUCGCCAAACCAACUCCGCCUUCACUGGAAAAGCCCGCCUGCGCCUACUCAACAAUGACGCCCAUACUGAAACAUACAAGGAGUUCGGCAAGGACUGGGUUGAUCUCAGUGUGAAUGCUGUUUCGGUGCCAUUCAUCGACACUCCUUAUACCAGCGUGGCUCCUGUGGUGGAAUAUCAAUUUCCGUCCAACUCUAAGAGGCUACCGGUCUACCGCAAGGGCGAGGAUCAAAGUGCUUUUUUCAAAGAGUGGGAGAGCCAAAAUGCCGAAUUCGGAUUGAUCGAGGCCGAGUUCGUGGUCAUUCUGAUCCCAGUGGCUGAUAAGGACAAGUUGAAGUCCAUGAAGGAGGUAAAAAACAUUGAUGGAUUGAUCGAUUACUAUGAGUCGGUCUUCAGUUUCUACAAUGCUUUAACCGGUGUGUCAUUCGAACCCGAGCGUCCUACCGAUUUGAACCCCAGGAACCGCUACUUCAUGAAAGCGGACAAACACGGUGCCGGUGGUGCUUAUUAUGGUGGCAGUUGGACGGCUGAAUCGUCUUCUUCGGUCAGUGGCUUCUGGCUUACGCCGAUCCCUUCGAAUUGGGGAAGCCUGCAUGAGAUCGGCCACGGAUAUCAGGGUGGCUUUAUGUCAGAUAGGUAUCUCGGGACCGGCGAGGUUUGGAAUAACAUAUACGCCGCCAGCUACCAGAGCGUCAUGCUGGGUGACCGCAAAUAUAAAGAAGGAUGGCUGUAUAACUACGGAAAACAGGCGGCUGUCGAGAAAGGUAUCGUGGACUACAUCACCGCAGGAAAGGCCGUUAACAGCUGGGAUUUGCGCUCGAAGCUAUACUUCCUGGUAACAAUGAUAGAAGCGGCGGGCCUAGACACUUUUACCCACUUCAAUCAGCAAUAUCGGUCGAAUGUCAACACACCAGGAUAUGUCCGGGGUGAUCAUGCACUACUUGAUAUGCUCUCGGAGAGUUUUGCCACGGUGGGCCAACAGGUGGAUGUGACUCCGUUCGUUGACCUAGUUGGCGGGCACAUCACACCAGCACAGAAGCAAUCCAACCUUUAUAGCCAUGCCAAAGCGGUCUACCCGCUCAACCAGCUGGUGCAAGGCGAUACGUUGACGACACUGCAGAAAGAGUUGAAAUUGGGAAGCGCUCUCGCCUUGGUAAGCGUGCAGCAGCUGCAGGCAAGCGGCCUCAAAGAAGACGUGAAGCUCCAAUUCCAGAUCGACGAUUUUGUUCAGAUUUAUGGGCAAACUCUUGUUUUAAUGGACGGCGCGCGCAUCGCACACAAAGUCGUUAUCCAGAGUCAGGAAAUGGUCCUACAUGGUUUAACGAUCGGUGUUUAUACCUUGCGCCUACCAACCGGUAGAGACAAGAAAUAUCAGCCACAAUUGGGGUAUCUGGUUGUAAAGCAGACACCAGCAAGUCAUAGGCCAAUGCAACAAAAGGUGCAAUUUGUUCGACAGACGAAAUCGCCCUUGCCGUCGCAAACCAUUACCCUGCUUGGGCUUGGGGAUGAUGUAUUUGGUAACGUCCUCGUGGAUCAGCUCAAUGGCGUUAUUCAAGUAAACGUGACUAGCACCACGCCACAUUCAUACUUCCCGGAUCAAACCUAUGCGGAAGUAGUGAUCAAAGACGAGAACGGCAAGGAGAAGUUCCGCAAAACGAUUCCAGGUACACAUGCCACAAUUAGCCACGAUAAAAUACCUUUUUCAGCGGGAUAUGAGCUCGAUGUCUUCCAUAAGGAGCCCGGCCAUCGUAUCCAGUUGUCUCCGGCCUUUGACGGCGUCAUCGAUCAUAAAUCGCAGAAUAACAACUUCGAAGUUACAAGCACCGGGCUGAAGAACAAGACGCUGAAAAAUGACCCGAACCAGGCAUUGCUGGCGGAGAUCAAGCGAGUUGCAACAGGGUUGCGAGCAGACUACAUCAUGCUCCACGCUGAAUGCUUAGCUAAGGUUGAUAUAGUCCUGGCUAUCAACCUCUUCCCCAGUCCGCAACGCGAACAACUGCUAAAGGAUUAUGCCGAUUGCGUUCCGGCCGACAACAAACCGGCCACGGAAGGGCUAGGCAACGCCUUCACAUUCGGCUUCAACGGCAUUAGCGAUCACCGAUUCCUCACCGCAGAACUGGACUUGGCUGGCAAAACACUCAACGUGAGCCUGGCAGCGGGCAUUGCACACCACUACUUCUCCGACACGUACGCGUCGCUGCGCUACGUCGAUGCCGACGGCAACGAAAAGCUGAACCUCGAUGUCAAAGGCGCCACGACUCAGAAGGCGCAGAAGUGGGCUUUCGAAAUCUCUGGCUACGGAGGCGAGUUGUUGUAUAUCCGCCAUGAGGAAGCACCGAGCCGGUUGAUUAUUACAAACAAGUUGCAGAAUCGGCGGUUGGGGAGCCGGGACACUCGGCAGAACUAUCGCAUCUUGCCAACGGGGGUCGAGCACGUUUGA
This is a messenger RNA of Uncinocarpus reesii 1704, 2577 nucleotides long. RefSeq lists its product as uncharacterized. The record is from RefSeq and is a predicted model, not a curated record. The coding region runs from base 1 to 2577 and encodes 858 amino acids. The transcript has a single exon. Lineage: Eukaryota; Fungi; Ascomycota; Eurotiomycetes; Onygenales; Onygenaceae.